Molecule: messenger RNA, 3336 nt
Organism: Phalaenopsis equestris
Lineage: Eukaryota; Viridiplantae; Streptophyta; Magnoliopsida; Asparagales; Orchidaceae
Product: beta-adaptin-like protein C
Exons: 15
Coding region: 369-3095 (908 amino acids)
Biological process (GO): intracellular protein transport; vesicle-mediated transport
Cellular component (GO): membrane coat; clathrin adaptor complex
Molecular function (GO): clathrin binding
Source: RefSeq, a predicted model, not a curated record
UUCACUCCCCGUCUCUGUUCCGUCCAAAACAAUCGCCUUCGUGACCGAACCCUCGCGAUCCAGUCGCAAAACUGACAACGCAACGACGGGAUCACGGCAUAUAGUGACCCGAAGCUCCCAUUUUUCUCCUCCUUCCUCCUGAGGAAGGUAACUUCACGUCUUUCUUUUCCGCGCGAGGCGUUUGUUCUGGAUCUACAAAAUCCACCUUGAAAUCCUGCUCUAUCAUAUCCGAGGAUUUAUUUUCUCAAAAAUGACCGUCUGGCAAGAUUUAUUAGGUUAAUCCAGCUUAAAUCCUGCUCUAAAUCCGUUACGAGACCGGCCCUUAAGGAAAAGAGGACGAUAAGGCAAAAGGGGGGCAAGGAUCAAAGAUGAGCGGGCAUGACUCUAAAUAUUUCUCUACUACCAAGAAAGGAGAGAUACCGGAGCUCAAGGAGGAGCUUAAUUCUCAGUACAAGGAUAAGAAGAAGGAUGCAGUGAAGAAGGUAAUUGCUGCAAUGACAGUUGGAAAGGAUGUCUCAUCAUUGUUCACAGAUGUUGUCAACUGUAUGCAAACGGAGAAUUUAGAGCUGAAAAAGCUCGUUUAUCUAUAUCUUAUAAACUAUGCGAAAAGUAACCCGGACCUUGCCAUACUUGCUGUGAAUACUUUUGUGAAGGAUUCACAAGAUCACAAUCCUCUUAUUCGAGCCUUAGCUGUGAGAACUAUGGGAUGCAUCCGUGUAGACAAAAUCACAGAAUAUUUGUGCGAUCCUCUUCAAAGAUGUCUAAAGGAUGAUGAUCCUUAUGUCAGAAAGACUGCUGCAAUAUGUGUUGCUAAAUUAUAUGAUAUAAAUGCUGAGUUAGUAGAAGAUAGAGGAUUUCUUGAUACUCUUAAAGAUUUGAUAUCCGAUAAUAAUCCAAUGGUGGUAGCAAAUGCUGUCGCAGCACUUGCUGAGAUUCAAGAGACUAGUACUAGACCAAUAUUUGAAGUCACUAGUCAGACAGUUUCGAAGCUUUUGACUGCGUUAAAUGAGUGCACCGAAUGGGGCCAGGUAUUCAUUUUGGAUGCUUUAUCAACGUACAAAGCUGCUGAUGCACUGGAAGCAGAAAAUAUAGUGGAACGAGUAACUCCUCGUCUCCAGCAUGCCAAUUGUGCAGUGGUUCUUUCUGCUGUGAAGAUGAUCCUUCAACAAAUGGAACUCAUAACCAGCACAGAUGUAGUGCGGAACCUAUGCAAGAAAAUGGCGCCUCCUUUAGUGACUCUCCUUUCUGCGGAACCUGAACUUCAAUAUGUAGCUCUACGGAAUAUCAGUCUUAUUGUACAGAAACGACCUACAAUUCUAGCGCAUGAAAUAAAGGUUUUUUUCUGCAAGUACAAUGAUCCCAUAUAUGUUAAGAUGGAGAAGCUGGAGAUUAUGAUUAAGCUUGCUUCUGAUCGAAACAUAGACCAGGUUCUGUUGGAAUUCAAAGAAUAUGCGACAGAAGUAGAUGUGGAUUUUGUUAGAAAGGCAGUUCGAGCAAUUGGUCGCUGUGCUAUCAAGUUAGAGAGAGCUGCAGAGAGGUGUAUUAGUGUUCUACUUGAGCUGAUAAAGGUAAAAGUAAACUAUGUUGUACAAGAAGCUAUUAUUGUCAUCAAGGACAUUUUCAGGCGCUAUCCCAAUACCUAUGAGUCCAUCAUUGCCACACUCUGUGAGAGCUUAGACACUUUGGACGAGCCUGAAGCUAAGGCAUCAAUGAUUUGGAUUAUUGGAGAAUAUGCUGAGAGAAUUGACAAUGCUGAUGAGCUUCUUGAAAGUUUCCUUGAAACUUUUCCAGAGGAGCAAGCGAUGGUACAGCUACAAUUACUCACUGCAACUGUCAAAUUGUUUCUCAAAAAGCCAACUGAAGGACCGCAGCAGAUGAUCCAGGUUGUUCUUAAUAAUGCUACUAUGGAGACAGACAAUCCUGAUUUACGUGAUCGAGCAUAUAUAUAUUGGCGUCUUCUUUCUACUGAUCCUGAGGCUGCUAAAGAUGUUGUUCUAGCCGAGAAGCCAGUAAUCAGUGACGAUUCAAACAGCCUUGAGCCUUCACUUCUUGAUGAACUCCUUGGAAACAUUGCCACCCUUUCUUCAGUUUAUCAUAAGUUACCUGAAGCAUUUGUGAGCCGUGCAAAAUUAGCUUAUGCUAGGCCAGAUGAUGAGGAGUAUCCAGCUGCUGCUGAAAUGGGUAAUUCUGAGUCUCCAUCUUCUGAAGUAGAUGGGGCAGCAGCCACUUCUACUCAAAGUUUCACUUCGCAUGAGACAGCCAGGCAGCCCGGACUAGGCGCAGCACCUCCAACCCCACCAUCAGCACCCACUUCACCGCCUGCUUCUGUGCCAGAUUUACUUGGUGAUUUGCUUGGCUUGGACAAUGCACUCGUUCAUGUUGACCAGCCAAUUGUCCCUUCAGGGCCACCACUACCUGUUUUACUGCCAUCAUCGACUGGUCAAGGUCUUCAGAUUAGCGGACAGCUUAUCAGGCGUGAUGGACAAGUGUUCUACAGCUUAUUGCUUGAAAACAACUCUCAGAUCGUCUUAGAUGGAUUCAUGAUACAAUUUAACAAAAACACAUUUGGUCUUGCAGCUGUUGGACAAUUACAGGUUCCACCUUUGCAACCCCAUGAUUCGGCGAGAACCCUUUUACCUAUGGUCAUGUUUCAAAAUAUUUCUCCUGGGCCACCAAACUCUCUUCUACAGGUUGCAGUGAAAAACAAUCAGCAGCCAGUCUGGUACUUUAAUGAUAAAAUCUCAGUGCAUGUAUUCUUCUCAGAGGAUGGUAGAAUGGAACGUGCAAGCUUUCUUGAGACAUGGAAAUCUCUUCCUGAUUCCAAUGAAGUUGCAAAAGAUCUACCAACUGCCAUCAUCCACAGCGUAGAUUCUACAGUUGAGACCUUGGCAGCUGCCAAUGUCUUCUUCAUCGCCAAGCGGAGGAAUGCGAACAAGGAGAUCUUAUAUAUGUCUGCGAAGAUCCCGCACGGCAUACCAUUUUUGAUCGAGCUCACUGCUUCAGUCGGUGCACUGGGUGUCAAAUGUGCGGUGAAGACGCCUAGCCCAGAAAUGGCUCCACUCUUAUUUGAUGCAAUGGAGGCUUUGCUUAAAUAGAAGAGUUAACCGAUCAGUUCUUUGUAUGUUAUAUGAAGCUCUUUUAUUCUUCUAUCUACCUUUGUUGCUUUCUGUUGAAAGGUUUUGCUCAGCAGUUUUGAUGAUUUUCUGCCAGCACUUUUCUUCAUUUGUGCUUUAGUACAUAUCAUGCACAAUGUUGUAUGUAAUGAAUAUGCGAGCAGCGUAUAAGAUCCAACCAUUCUGCCAAUCUUCUGGAAAUGUUGUGAGAUGAGUGUAAAUA